AAAAAGUUGGCGCAUGAUAAACAAAGUUUGCGCACGCGUUUUCUGAAGGACAUUCGGAGCCGCGCAUUUCGACCCUGUCGUAUUCGUUAUUCUUGUCACUUAAAAAGUCACGAGAAGAGGGAUUGCAAGGAAGAAGAACAAUGUCUGGGUUUAACAGAUCCUUCCACCUUCUGAGACGCACGCUGAGCCCCGUGGUGACCCCCCGAGCGACCAUCACGGCGAAGCCCCCGAAGCACCACCUCUCCGUGGCUGACCAAACCAUUGCAAUGGUCAUCUUGUUUGCCUGUAUUCUGGUGCCGUCCGGGUGGGUGAUGGCGAACCUGGAGGAGUACAAGAAACGCUGAGAAGCCACUGAACCCCCCUCCCCAGGGGGUGAGCGACCUGGUUACCUGCAGGCAUCAUGAAGAAAGUCUCAAUAUGAAGAAAUGCACACUGACAACUCACUCUGAAUAAACUGACAAUGGAAAAAUA
Molecule: messenger RNA, 471 nt
Organism: Scleropages formosus (Asian bonytongue)
Lineage: Eukaryota; Metazoa; Chordata; Actinopteri; Osteoglossiformes; Osteoglossidae
Gene: cox8b
Product: cytochrome c oxidase subunit 8B
Exons: 2
Coding region: 141-344 (67 amino acids)
Biological process (GO): mitochondrial electron transport, cytochrome c to oxygen
Cellular component (GO): mitochondrion; respiratory chain complex IV
Source: RefSeq, a predicted model, not a curated record